CUAAUUCUAAUGAAGCAAGUCUUGAAAAUACUGUAAUGAAUAUUGAAUUUGAUAAGAUAGAAAAUAAUAAUAAUAAUUUGGAAGAACAAUUUGAAAAAAACAUAAUGCAAAUAAUUGAAAACAUUGAUAAUUUUAAUACUAAUGAUCAAAUUAAAAAACUUUAG
Scutellospora calospora is the source of this 164-nucleotide messenger RNA. NCBI's taxonomy places the organism in Eukaryota, Fungi, Glomeromycota, Glomeromycetes, Diversisporales, Gigasporaceae. The record is from the annotation of a GenBank genome assembly.